UUUUUAUAUAACAUUGCAUACAAGUUACUAUGACUAUUUUCUAAUAUCAGGCUUCACGCAACGCGAAUUAAUAUCAUUCACAAGAUUGAUUUAUUUAACAAAAACUGGCAUUUAUCAUUGACUUUGUAAGCAAAAUAUUUUAUUGCUAGUGUGUAACUCUGAUCUCCGGUAGAUACGUAUAAUUAAUGCCACCUAUCCAUUAAAUAAUAAUGAACGAACAAUAAAUAUAAGCAAAAUUAGUCGUUCGUUCUGUAUAUGUACAUAUUAGAUUUGUAUAUAUCGAUCCUUCAAUGGAGACAAAUAUGAGUGACUCUCAAGAAAGAAGGAAAAUGAAGGAGGAAGAUGAGAAGCUAGAAUUACAUUUACAUGGCAAGAAAAUUGAUGUUGAGAAGAUGGGGAGGCAACAAAAGAAGAUGUUGGUUGAUAAUUUGCUUGCUAGUGAUGAUCAUCUCAACUUCCUAAGAAGAAUCAGACAACGAUUUGAUAAGGUUGGAGUGGAGAUACCAAAAGUUGAAGUGAGAUAUGAGAAUUUAUCAGUCAAAGGUUAUGUCCAUGUUGGGAGCAGAGCUCUGCCCACCCUAUUUAACACUACCAUAAACUUUGUAGAGGCAAUUUUGGGGGUGGCACGAUUGGCACCAUCAAAGAAGAGAACCAUCAACAUAUUGCAUGAAGUCAGCGGUAUUAUUAGACCAUCCAGAAUGACAUUACUUCUGGGACCUCCAAGUUCUGGGAAAACAACACUGCUACUUGCUCUUGCGGGGAAGCUUGAUAAUGAUCUAAAGGCAACUGGGAAGAUAACAUAUAGCGGACAUGAGCUAAAUGAAUUUAUUCCUAGAAGAACGUGUGCAUAUAUUCGUCAAAAUGACAUUCACCUAGGAGAGAUAACAGUAAGAGAGACACUAGACUUUGCAGGGAGAUGUUUAGGGGUUGGGAGUAGGGCUGUGUUGCUGAAUGAACUCUUGCAACAAGAAAAGCAAGCAGGAAUUAAGUCGGAGUUUGAACUUGAUGCAUUCAUGAAAGCAGCAGCAAUUGAAGGUCUAGAAUCAAACAUAAUCACUGAAUAUGUGCUCAAGAUACUUGCCUUGGGUAUAUGUGGUGAUACCAUUGUGGGUGAUGAUAUGAGAAGGGGUAUCUCUGGUGGUGAAAAGAAGCGUCUUACUAUUGGUGAAAUGUUGGUCGGACCUGCAAAUGUUCUACUAAUGGAUGAGAUAUCAACGGGAUUAGAUAGUGCAACAGCUUUUCAAGUAUGCAAGUACAUAAGAGAAAUGGUUCACGUAAUGGAUAUGACAACAAUCAUCUCUCUAUUACAACCAACUCCUGAAACAUAUGAACUCUUCGACGAUAUCAUCCUCCUUUCAGAAGGCCAAAUUGUGUACCAAGGUCCGCGUGACCAAGUCCUUAACUUCUUCAAAUACGUUGGAUUCGAGUGCCCCGAAAGGAAAGGUGUAGCCGAUUUUCUACAAGAAGUAACUUCUAAAAAAGAUCAACAACAAUACUGGUCCAAAAACGAACCUUACAAAUAUGUUUCAGUUUCUGAGUUCGUUGAGACAUUCUGGUCUUUUCAAGAUGCACAAAAACUAGUAUUCGAUCUUAAGUUGUCGUGUGAUAAAGCUAAAAUUCAUCCUCUUGCCUUAGUGAAGAAAAAAUAUGGUCUAUCUAAUUGGGAACUACUUAAGGCAUGUUUUUCAAGGGAAUGGUUGUUAAUGAAGCGAAAUGCUUUCCUUUACAUUUUCAAGAGUGUACAAAUAACAGUGAUGUCAAUUGCUACUAUGACAGCAUUUUUUAGGACAACAAUGCAUAAUAAGACUGUAUCAGAUGGUGAGAAGUACUUGGGUGCUAUAUUUUUUGGACUUACAAAUUUUGUGUUUAAUGGAAUGGCUGAAACUACCUUAACAGUUAUGGGGCUCCCAAUAUUCUAUAAACAAAGGGAUUUCUUGUUUUACCCUGCUUGGGCUUAUGGAUUACCAGUUUGGAUACUUCGAGUUCCUAUCUCAUUUAUGGAAUCAGCGUUAUGGACUAUUCUUACUUAUUAUACCAUUGGCUUCGCUCCGGCUCCUAGUAGGUUCUUUUGCCAGUGGCUAGCUUACUUUUGUAUACAUCAGAUGGCUUUGUCAUUCUUCCGACUUGUUGGUGCCGUAGGGAGAACAAUUGUCAUUGCUAAUGCUACUAACAUGGUUAUAAUGCUGGUUGUUUUUGUCCUUGGUGGUUUCAUCAUUGCAAAAGAUGAUAUUGGUCCUUGGAUGAUAUGGGGCUACUACCUUUCUCCUAUGAUGUAUGGACAACAUGCUCUGGUCAUUAAUGAAUUUCUUGACAAAAGAUGGACCGAGCCUAAUACAGAUCGUAGAAUACAAGAACCAACUAUUGGUAGAGUGAUCCUUGCAUCAAGAGGCUUCUUUAAACAUAAAUAUUGGUUUUGGAUAAGCAUAGGAGCUCUCUUGGGGUUUUCUCUUCUUUUCAAUCUCUUAUAUCUCAUAGCCUUAACAUACUUAAGUCCUGCGAAUGAUUCAAAAGCUGUGGUUCAAGAUCUUGAUAACACCAAAAAACAGAAAAAGAAAUUCUCUGGGGAGAAACUUAAAAAUGGCAUUGAGAUGGAUGCACUAAGUACUUCAAAGAGUACUAAUUCAGCUAAUGUUACACUUAAAGAAGGAAUGGUUCUGCCUUUCCAACCUCUUUCAUUAGCAUUCAAUCACAUAAAUUACUAUGUGGAUACACCAUCUGAAAUGAAAAGUCUAGGUUAUGAAGAGGAUCGCUUACAACUGUUACAAGAUGUGAGCGGUGCUUUUAGGCCUGGGAUAUUGACAGCACUAGUGGGUGUAACCGGUGCUGGAAAGACCACAUUGAUGGAUGUUUUAGCAGGAAGGAAGACUAGUGGUUAUAUUGAAGGUAGCAUCAGUGUAUCUGGUUAUCCAAAGAACCAAGCAACAUUUGCACGAAUUAGUGGCUAUUGUGAACAGAUUGACAUUCAUUCACCGUACGUUACUGUCUAUGAAUCCCUUGUAUAUUCGGCUUGGCUUCGUCUUUCUUCAGGCAUCAAUUCAGAAACCCGAAAGAUGUUUGUUGAAGAAGUAAUGAGAUUGAUCGAGCUUGAGCAAUUAAAGGAUGCUCUCGUUGGGUUACCUGGGAUAAAUGGCCUUUCAACUGAACAGAGGAAGAGAUUAACCAUAGCCGUAGAAUUAGUUGCUAAUCCUGCAAUUAUAUUCAUGGAUGAACCUACAUCAGGGCUUGAUGCUAGAGCUGCUGCCAUUGUUAUGCGUACCGUACGAAAUACUGUAAACACUGGAAGAACUGUUGUAUGCACAAUUCAUCAACCGAGUAUAGAUAUAUUCGAGGCUUUUGAUGAGUUGCUAUUAAUGAAGAGAGGAGGGCAAAUCAUGUAUGCCGGACCACUUGGAGACCAUUCCCAAAAGCUCAUUGAAUACUUUGAAGGAAUUCCGGGAGUACCAAAAAUCAAAGAUGGUUAUAAUCCUGCAACAUGGAUGCUUGAUAUUACUACUCCUCAAGUAGAAUCUGAAGUAAAUGUGGAUUUUGCACAAAUUUAUGCUAAUUCCAAACUUUACCAGACGAAUCAAGAAAUCAUUAGAGAGCUUAGUACGCCAUCACAUGAUUCAGAGGAUCUUUACUUCCCAACUAAAUACUCUCAACCAUUCAUCAUUCAAUUUAAAGCUUGUUUUUGGAAACAAUAUAGAUCAUAUUGGCAGAAUUCAUCGUAUAAUGUUGUUCGAUUCUUCAUGACGAUAAUCAUGGGUGUCUUGCUUGGCGUUAUGUUUUGGGACAAGGGAGGUAAACUAGGUAAACAACAAGACCUGAUGAACUUGUUAGGAAUCUUGUUUUCUGCGAUACUUUUUCUUGGAGGGAGUAAUGCUUUAAAUGUCCAAGUAGUUGUGGCGAGUGAGAGAACAGUUUAUUAUCGUGAAAGAGCAGCAGGGAUGUAUUCAGCUCUACCUUUUGCGUUGGCUCAGCUAUCGAUAGAGGCAAUAUACACCGCAACUAUAAAUUCUGCAUAUGCCCUUCUUCUAUACUCUAUGAUCGGCUUCGAGUGGACGGUCGUGAAGUUCUUCUAUUUUUACUACUUCAUAUUUAUGUGCUUUGCCUAUUACACCGUCUAUGGGAUGAUGCUUGUUUCAUUAACACCGCGCCAUGAAAUUUCUGCCAUUUUGAUGACAUUCUUCGUUACCUUGUGGAAUCUGUUUGCUGGUUUCCUUCUUCCUAGACCGCAAAUUCCUAUAUGGUGGAGGUGGUACUACUGGGCUUCUCCAGUUGCCUGGACAAUGUACGGUUUAGUGACUUCACAAGUAGGUGACAAAGACUCUCUAGUUGAGGUGCCUGGAGCUGGUAGUGUGCCCUUGAAGAUUUACCUCAAAGAACUCUUGGGUUAUGACUAUGAUUUCCUGCCUUUUGUUGCUGUAGCCCAUCUUGCCUGGGUGGUCCUCUUCUUCAUCGUUUUUGCCUACAGCAUCAAGUUUCUCAACUUCCAAAAAAGAUGAUCUAGCCAGUUUCCAAAACAAGUAAAUUAUGUAGAUUUUAUUUAACAGAGAAUGUAAGUAAGAUAAUGAAAGAAACAAGCACAUAUUAUUCUUUUGUUAGCAUGAUACGAAUUAGUGUACAACAUUAUAGUGAAAUUACAAGAUUGUUGACAAUAAUACUCCAUUGUUCCUAUUGGUAUAUACAUGUAUUAGUGUUUUAAAUAAUAAUAAAACAUUAUAAUUUCUAUUUGCAAUA
Beta vulgaris subsp. vulgaris (sugar beet) is the source of this 4719-nucleotide messenger RNA. RefSeq names its product ABC transporter G family member 39. Lineage: Eukaryota; Viridiplantae; Streptophyta; Magnoliopsida; Caryophyllales; Amaranthaceae. Gene Ontology annotation, cellular component: membrane. Gene Ontology annotation, molecular function: ATP binding; ATP hydrolysis activity; ABC-type transporter activity. The record is from RefSeq and is a predicted model, not a curated record. The transcript has 19 exons. Bases 291 to 4484 code for a protein of 1397 amino acids.